AUGGCUAACAAAUUAGAGACGAGAACAGGUUGCGAAGCUAGAACUCGAUUUGCCUUCCAAGAUGACAAUGGUAUGUGGAAAGUUUCUCAUUUUGUUUCUAAACAUAACCAUGAACUUGCUAUGCCAGAAGAAAGGCAAUUUUUGAGAUCAAAUAGAAAAGUGUCAAAAGCGCAUUUGGGUGUGAUUAAAACCAUGGUGGAUGCAGGAAUAAGGACCACAAAUACAUACUCUUAUUUAUCAGAAGAAGUGGGUGGGUCUCAAAAUGUUGGUUUUACAAAAAGAGAUUGCUACAAUGUUGUCAAUAAGGAGAAAAUGGUCAUGAUUGAAGCAGGUGAUGCUCAAAGCUUGAUAAACCUUUUCAAGCGCAAACAAGCUGAAGAUCCUAUGUUCUUUUACACAAUGCAAGUGGAUCAAGAAAACCGAAUGACAAACUUCUUUUGGAGAGAUGGAAGGUCACGAAUUGACUAUGAUUGUUUUGGGGAUGUGGUAGUAUUUGAUACUACAUAUCGAACUAAUAGGUAUAACAUGAUAUGCGCUCCUUUUGUUGGCGUCAACCACCAUUGGAAAAACGUACUAUUCGGUUGUGCUUUUUUAUUGGAUGAGAAAACUGAUUCAUUUAUUUGGUUAUUUGAGACAUUUUUAGAAUCAAUGGGAGGUCGAAAACCGAAGACUAUUUUUACUGAUCAAUGUCAGGCAAUGGCAAAUGGCAUUGAAAAAGUUUUUCCUGGGUAUGUCAUCGUUUAUGCUCGUGGCAUAUAUCUCAAAAUGCUGCAAGAAAUUUGGGAAGUUAUUAUGGGAAUCCUGAGUUUAACCAUAUGUUCAACAAGUGUCUUCAAGGAUAUUGUGAGACAGAAUUGGAAUUUCAGUCUACUUGGGAUGACUUAUUGGCAAAAUUCAACCUUACAGGCAACCAGUGGUUGA
Molecule: messenger RNA, 921 nt
Organism: Prunus dulcis (almond)
Lineage: Eukaryota; Viridiplantae; Streptophyta; Magnoliopsida; Rosales; Rosaceae
Product: protein FAR1-RELATED SEQUENCE 5-like
Exons: 1
Coding region: 1-921 (306 amino acids)
Source: RefSeq, a predicted model, not a curated record